Musa acuminata AAA Group (dessert banana) is the source of this 637-nucleotide messenger RNA. RefSeq lists its product as uncharacterized. The record is from RefSeq and is a predicted model, not a curated record. The transcript is spliced from 2 exons. Lineage: Eukaryota; Viridiplantae; Streptophyta; Magnoliopsida; Zingiberales; Musaceae. Bases 50 to 637 code for a protein of 195 amino acids.
AGCAGGGCGGCAGGCAACGGGCGCACGAGCGAGCUAGCAAGAGAGAACCAUGGGAGCGUGCGCCACGAAGCCGAUGGCGCAGGGGGACGCACCCCUGCCGCUGGAGCAGCCGCCCUCGCCGCGCGGUUCCGAGGUGGAAGAUGCCCGGAAGGAGGAGGAGCAGGACACCAAACAAGGGACGGAGGAUAAGAACGGGCAGAAGUCGCUGGGUGACUUGUUCGAGACUGAAGAGAUUACUGAACCCACCGAGACCGAUAAGCAUGUUGUGUCGGAGACUGCUGCACCCGAAACAGUGCAAGUGAAGGAAGAAGUGAUCGAGCACAAUGAAAUGGAUGAAGCAGUAGAAGAAGAUGGAACAGAAGAACAACUCGUCGAAAUCUUUGAAUCGGAACCUGAGGAAGCCAUCGCAAAUGUCACACCGCUGAAGACCUCGGUACCUUCUCCGCCAACAAAUUCUGAAGAAAGCGUUGGAGAUGUGGAACCAUCGGAUUCACAAGUAAACAAGCCCUCAGACCAGAUUGCCGAGGUGGAGCCAGUGGAAUCUAUUCCUAAAGAAGGUCCAGCUGCCGAAGAGAAGAAGGGAGAUGUGUUUAGCGCCCUGUUUAAUGCAUACAACAACUUGCUAAACAAGACUUGA